Messenger RNA from Cladophialophora immunda, 4837 nucleotides. RefSeq lists its product as uncharacterized. Gene Ontology annotation, cellular component: SWI/SNF complex; nucleus. Lineage: Eukaryota; Fungi; Ascomycota; Eurotiomycetes; Chaetothyriales; Herpotrichiellaceae. The record is from RefSeq and is a predicted model, not a curated record. Gene Ontology annotation, molecular function: transcription cis-regulatory region binding. The transcript has 4 exons. Gene Ontology annotation, biological process: regulation of transcription by RNA polymerase II. Bases 1578 to 4547 code for a protein of 989 amino acids.
GUCCUGGUUUCCUCUCUCCCAGACCAAACCUGAUGAUGGAGAUAUCUCCUUUUCUUUGUUCUAACGGCCUAUGUCUACUGCGACGCUGUUGCUAUCAUACUCCAGAUGACACCUAUCUCCCAUCUACUUUGACUGAUGACCCAGCCAGAUGACAAGAACAACCCAGCUGUGCCCCAACUGGUCCAUUCUGAGGGCAUUUCUCUCAAAAUGACCCUUGUUGACGUGAAUAAGGGACACAACUGACCGCCUCUUCAGUUCGGUAUCCAGCCUCUUGGUUGCCGUCGCCAUCUUUCUUUUUGCCGACCGCCAUACGCUCAGAGCUCUCAUACAACGCUCUGUAUGUGCUUACAGCACUUACAAGCAGAGACACCCCUCUACACCCAGCAAACUGUCUAUGCUCAGCGUGAUGGAGGAUUAUUAGGUUCGUGAUCGCACACCCAAGGCAACUUGGAGGAUGAUCUAAGCCGAAAACGAGCUUGGUGCGGCCCCAAUUUGGCUUUGCAUUUUGAAACCCGUGUUUGGUCAAAAUCCGGAAGUUCCAGGAGUGAGAGGCGAGCGAGGAGACGAGACACCCUGCAAUUGUCAGAGCAAUUUUCUUUCACCGGGCAGUCAAGCCAAACGCCAAAGAUCGAGUUCCUACGCAAUGGGGGCGGUUUUUCGCAUUGAACGACAAAUGCUGGGAUAUUGGGGGGUCCCUGCAGUCGCCGCCAACGUGGACAGACGGCACAGUGAGCGCAGCGUGACGGAAGCGGGUAAGAGAGAAGCAAAAACUGGGAUGGCGCUGCUAUUCUUUUCGCACGACAAAACCCUGCGCCCGCCCCAAGGCCAAUGAAGAUUCGCAGAUGGCCAGUUAGCGGACAGGCCCCCUCGGCCUCUGCGCGUGGCCCAAGAAAAGCCGAGUGGCACCGGACCGCCCACUUUUUGCCCACCAGGGAGCCAACAACGCCAAACAACAGGCAGCCAGAGGCUUUCUGUGCGGCUUGCCUCCCUCUAUCGCCUCUAGUACCCUCUCCCUCUCUCGCUCACCCUCGCCGCCCUGGGUCGCAUUGCCUAUCUCUCUUGUCACUCUCCCCCCUUCCCAAGCGCUUUCUUUAGGCUCCCAUUUUUUUUCGACCUGCCCCCGAUUCCAACCUUUGCGGUGCCUGUCCUGUUGUCCAGUUUCUCCCCGGUUCCAGGCAACUGCUGUUUUGUGUUUCAUCAAUUCCCAUUCCCAUCCAUCCAGUUGUCAGCUCAGACUCUCUGGCUGUCGCUUGUCAUCCCUCGGACGGAUCGUCUCCCACUCCGCCCUGCCCUGUCGUGGUGAUUGUCUCUUUUCUGUUCCCUGCAGUGUCCGAACCACCACGUAUCAUCAACCUUGGGAAAGGAAAACCAAAUCGCUUCCAUCUAAUCACAUCCACACGUUCCCAGUUCUCAGUUGUCACACGCCGCCGGGGCUAAACCCUUUUCGGCCGUCCCCCAGCCCUCAGGAAAAUCGUCCCAAUCUCGACUUUCCGAUCGGUUCGCAUACCUUUACGCCUGUGACGAUUCCGCUCAAACAUCGCCAGUCAGCCAAUGGAUAACCGAACCUCAUUCGAGCCAUGAACCCUUGGCUGACCGACGCCUCCUCGAAUCCAAACAAUCAUGUUGGCUUUGGAGGCCCAAUGGAUGCUGGCAUGUCUUUCCUGCAACCUCCUCAGACGAUAAAUCCUGCGCAAUUCCAGAAUCCCGCCUUCCUCAAUGGCGCUGCUCGAACCACCUCACCUGCCUUCCACAACCCCGUCUAUCAGACGAACCCGGUGAUACCUUCCAAAAGAGCAAGAGAAGAUAGCUUGGUCACUUCACCGCGGCAGGCGCCAGGUGGCGUACCUGGUUCGCGAUCACAGACUCCGGGACAGGUCUCCUUCGCGGGAUUUAAUCCUCAAGCGAACGGCGUACCCGCUAUCUCAAGUGCUCCCACGCCUUUUGGCCAUCUCCAGACAACAUCUAAUGCCUCACCGUCUCCUACCAUACAACAGUUGAACCAUUUCACCUCGGCCCAAGCCACUCAACGCGUCGCGACGGCGUCUCCUAGUCCCUUUUCUCCUCAACAUGCUCCCCCACACGCUUCUCCAGCUCCCUCAGACCAUGCCAGUCGCGUUGGCACACCCCACGACAAUCCCCAAAACUUCAUGCCCAAUGGUGUUUUUGCACCGGGGUUUAAUCAACCCCAAUUCGGUCAGAAUCUGAGCAACGGGAUGCCACAGGUCGGGAUGAAUCCCCAAAUGAACAUCGCGGCGCAACAUCCAACUGUCGCUGCGGCUCAGCGCAACUAUCAAAUGCAUCUUCAGGCGCAAGCGCGACAGAUGCAGGCGCAGGCGCAGGCGCAAGCUCAAGCUCAAGCUCAAGCUCAAGCUCAGGCUCAAGCUCGUGGCAUGAAUGGUAUACCGGCCAAUCCUAACCAAGCCGGUUCCAACCCCCAGAUGCCGCAAGGAGCGCCUACCGCGUUUCAUCCUCCCAGACCAAACAAUCCCGAAGAUUUUAUACGGGGCUUGCAACAAUUCAUGGCUGCGCGCAACCGCCAGGUUGAUCUAAAUCCAGUGAUAUGUGGUCGGCAACUGCCUUUGUUGCGGCUAUACGCAGCUGUGGUGAAAAAUGGGGGUUCCCAAAGGAUAUCAAAGCUAAAUCAGUGGGCCGCAGUUGCGCACCAGUUUGGGUUCCCACUACCACAACACAUGCAAGCAGCUCAGGAACUCCAGGCGUACUGGAUGAACAAUCUGGCCCCGUAUGAGGCUGCUUGGCAACUGUCGCAACAGAAACAAAAGAUGGCGGCCCAGGCUGCGAUACAAAGCCAACCUCAGAUGUCACCUCCGCGCGAUCAACCUCAAGACCCAACCCACCAGAGAAGCGCGUCAGCCAACGGACCAGUCGCCCAACAACCGCAGCAUCCUGCGGCAAAUGGAUAUAUGCAGCCACCGCACGCUCAAGGGCCCCAAGAUCUCACGGGUGCUUCUCAACACCGGUCUAGCGUAUCCCGACAGUUCGAUCCUCAACAGAUUGCUGCCAUGCAGGGCCAGGCCCAGGUCCAGGUUCAAACACCCCCAAAGCGACCUCAGACGAGCGGGGCAAAGAUGGCAGAACCCGAGCCUGACACGAGCAAGCCUUUGUCAAAACCCAUUCAAGACCCUUUCAAGCCUGACGUCCUCCCUCCAAGCAGGUUUCAUGGACCAAUCAACGUGGAAGAGAUGUUCAUCAUCGGACAACACAUUGCUGAUUCCAAGCCAUUCGUGCCAUCUCUUCGAGAGCUGGGAGUGAUCGACAUUCACGCCUUGACAAUGGCUGUCAAAUCGGGAAUACAUGCAGAGACACGAGUAGCACUGGACACGCUUGUGACGCUGUCGAUGGAAUCUGCAUUGCCGCUGGCAUUAAGUGAAUGCGAUGAUCUUGUUGACACUUUACUGGAUUGUGCCCAGGAUCAGGUCACUUUCCUCAGCGAACAUGCCACCGAAGUCUCUGACGAAAUGUUCCUCACUUCAUACGAAGAUCUUGUUCGGGCUUGUCGCAUCGAGAACGAGUCCUUGCAAGAUGCCCCCGAGUUUGGAACGGUCGCAUAUGAUCUCGAACGAGCAGCGGACCGCUUGAUAUGUAUCACCACUCUGUUGCGCAAUUUCUCUUUUUACGAAGCCAACUUUGUCCCGCUUGGUCAGCCAGAGGUUGUCAAGCUACUCAGCACUGUGAUUCGAUACCUCGGCACCACCGAAAUGUUCCUGCGACACAACAGAAACACUCUGGAUUUUAUGAAAGACGUGGUCAUCUAUUUUAGUAACUUGUCGACCUUGCUUCAGCUUCCCGGGAAGGAAGAAGCCCUUUGUGUCCUUCAUUUCCUCCUCGCCUUCGCACCAACCCCAGCACCUACCUCGAGCUCCAACGCCAGGGUCUCUUUCAUCCCGUACACGCCAGCUCUACACAAGUAUAUGCCUUCUGCUGUCGAUAGCCUCGCCAAGCUCCUGGCGCGUGACGAACCGAACCGGACGUACUACAAGGCUAUCUUUGCAGCGGACGGUCACUCAAACCCCCCAUAUGAGUUGCUGACGAGGGCAUUCGGACUAGCCAUUUCUUCAAUACCAGCAAACUCAAACCAUACCAGGCAACUCAUCGAGGCACGGAAACCUUUCCUGCUGCAAGGAAUGCUAGCAGCAGAAAUCCUGGCUGGCCUUGCGCCAGGUUCAGACCAUCCAUUGGCGCGCUCGUGGCUCGAGUCAGAUGAUGGCUUCGCCGGCAAUCUUCUACGGUUGGUCGGUCUGUUGAGUGCGGAUCGGACGACGCAGACUGUUCCCAGACAUCCACAACCAAACAACAGAAAUAAUGCUUUUGAGCCAGACAUCAACGGUUAUGGGGCAAUCGCCAAUCGCGCUAUCGCUGUCCUGAAGACAUUGGUGCAGAAAGCCCGCAGGACUGAUGAAAAUGGCUCGACAAUUGUACCAUUGGGCAUUAUGCCAAGCAAGGAGAGUCUGCUGGGAGCGAUGAUCCAGAAAGAUAUUGACCCUGGCAUACUGCGGCAGCUUUGUGUUUAUGCUGGGCUAGAGGAUUAGUACGACGAGCAUUGGAUUGCAUGAGCGCGGUUGAGCUGACGUCUGGGAUUUUGAGCAUACCCUAUUGUAUUCAUCCAGCGUGUGCAUAAACGAGUUGGCGGAGAAGAGCAAGCUUUGCUAUGACAGGAACUUUCAAUGGCUCGACUUGAGGGCCCUUGUGUACCCCGACACGAAACUCCAACGGUUGGGUACUAAAGAGAUGUUUUUCCGCUCCAGAAAGAGAGGGAAGAGCACAAAAUGUGUGUACUUAGUCUUCAACUUGAUUCAAUAAAGAAACUGUUUGACUCGAA